UCAAAGCCAGCUUGCUCUCCUGAAAGAUAUAGCGCCUAUAACAGAGAGCGGAGUUGUGAAGUUAAUACCGUUCGCGUCAAAAGUCAGAAACUUGUCAGCAUUUUUGCAAUCCGCUGGGGGGCACCAACAUUUAGCUAAUCCAUUCUUGAUUUCAGAACUUACCAGCAAGCUGCCAAUGUCAAGGAAGAUCGAGUGGGCACGUUAUUCUUCGGUGGUGCAGCCAUAUCCUACUGUGAUGCAUUUCAGCGACUGGCUGAGUGACACUGCCAAUCUGAUUUGCAGGGUACAGGAGCAGGAACAUCGAGAUGCUAAGCGUCGCGUAGUUCUUCAUGCGAUAGAUGAACAGCGAUCGAGCACACUAACGUGCUGUGUGUGCCAAGGUGAUCACAAGCUCCCAGAAUGCAAACGUUUUCUCGACGCGAGUGUUGCAGAGAGGUGGAAAGAGGUCAAACGGUUACGAUUAUGCUUCGGAUGUCUAAGUAAAGGCCACUCGUCGCGCAAUUGCCGGCUUCGUAGACCUUGUCCGUCCCAUGGAUGCAAGAGAACGCACCACCAACUGCUCCACGAGUCGACGCCUACGCGCUCCUCUGCAGAAAAAUCUUCAGUAAGGCAAGGGCCACAACGUAACACCAACGAAGCUGCGGUUCUAAGCUGCGUUGGCCGUACUAGGUCGAGCAAGCUGCUGUUCCGAAUCUUGCCGGUCACAUUACAUAAUGGAAGAAAAAGUAUCGACACCUAUGCUUUGUUUGACGAGGGAUCGUCUGUGACUAUGAUUGACGAGUCACUAGCUGUGGAGCUUGGCUUACGGGGUGAACACCAAAAACUGAAUGUGCAGUGGUUUGGUGGUCACAAGGCGCAAGAGCCCUCUAAGGUUGUGAGCGUGUUAGUAAGCGGAACGGGAAUGAAGAAGAAGCAUAAACUGAGUAACGUCUUCAGUGUCUGUAACCUGAGUUUGCCAUCGCAGAGCCUCAGCAAAACCGAUAUACGCAGUCAUAUCAAGCAUAUGAAACAUCUGCCAUUGUUGCCAUAUAGUGGAGCUUCGCCUAGACUCCUCAUAGGGCUUGACCACUGCCAUCUGGGUAUCCCGACUGAGACCAUGAGGAUCCAAGCUAACGGACCAUAUGCCGCAAACACAGAGUUAGGUUGGACCGUGUUCGGGCCAACGAUAAGAUCAGUACCACGGCCUACAGCAAGUUCGUUCGUAGGGCAUACCGUUGAUCAAUCACUGGAAAACAUGGUAUGCGAAUAUUUUGAAACGGAGAACUUUGGAGUAAAGCCGUCUCCACCAAUUGAGGGAGCUGAGGACGCACGCGCGCGAUCGCUACUAAUUUCAACAACGCGUCGCGUAGACGGGCGAUACGAGGUGGGCCUACUAUGGAAACGCGACUGCAUUAAUAUGCCCGAAAGCUACUCAACAGCAUUCAAACGGUUGGUUCACAUCGAAAAGCGUAUGCAGAGAGAUCUAGUGUUUCCGUCAGCCUAUAGAGAAAUAAUCAACUCGUAUAUCGACAAAGACUACGCUCACAAAAUUUCACCCGAUGAGGCCUCACUGCAUUGUCCCAAGACGUGGUACUUGCCGCACUUCGCCGUCACGAACCCAAACAAGCCAGGAAAGCUAAGGCUAGUUUUUGACGCCGCUGCCGAGUCAUAUGGCGUGUCAUUAAACUCAGAGCUACUGAAAGGGCCCCAAGAGUACCGAUCUCUUCCGUCUGUCUUAUUCCACUUUCGCGAAGGAGCAAUAGGUGUGUGCGGAGACAUAAGAGAGAUGUUUCACCAGAUACGAAUUCGAGAAGAAGAUCGAUGUGCACAGCGAUUUCUAUGGCGCGACGGAGACAACUCAAGGGAACCUGACGUAUUAGAGAUGAAGGUGAUGACGUUUGGAGCGGCAUGCUCCCCAUGCGCUGCACAGUACGUAAAGACGUUGAAUGCCUUGGAGUAUCAAACCCAGGCGCCACGAGCAGUGCAGGCAAUUCUCGAGCGGCACUACGUUGACGAUUUCGUCGACAGCUUCGACAAUGAAGAAGAGGCGACCGAGGUGGCUCAGAAGGUGCGAGCGAUCCAUAAGCAGGCCGGGUUUGACUUACGCAAUUUUACAUCCAACUCGGACAAGGUACUUGCAGCACUGGGUGGUACUGCGACAGCAAAACCCAUCAUGAGCGAGGAGGGGCUAACUACAGAGAAGGUUUUAGGUAUAUUUUGGCAGCCUUCGACUGACAGCUUCAAAUUUAGGUUGAAGUUUCACAACAUCAACGAAGCAAUUAUCGUGGGAGAAAGGCGCCCUACUAAACGCGAGAUGCUCAGCAUUUUGAUGUCGAUCUUUGACCCUCUCGGGUUCAUCAGCCACAUAACGACAACCGCUAAAUUGCUUAUACGUGAGAUAUGGAAGAGGAAGUUGAGCUGGGACGAUCCACUCUCCGAUGACCUCACUACUGCUUGGCGUUUAUGGCGCCAAAACCUUUCGACAGUGACCGAUCUGGAAUUUCCAAGGUUUUAUUUCCAAGGCGGAAGGCCAGGAACGAUGCAACUCCACGUGUUCGUCGAUGCUAGCGAGCAAGCAUUCGCAGCGGUCGCAUAUUGGAGAACAACGAGCUCAACAGGGAAAGUUAACGUGGCGUUCAUCUGCUCCAAAUCGCGAUGCGCUCCACUAAAGCUACUAACUAUUCCGCGGCUCGAGCUACAGGCGGCAGUCCUCGGCACGAGGCUUAUGCAAACUAUUCGCGAGCAACAUUCGGUUUCUGCAUCUGACUGCAUUCUUUGGACGGAUUCGAAAACCGUCCUUAACUGGAUAGGGAGUGAACAUAGGCGUUACAAGCCCUUCGUUGCUCAUAGAGUGGCAGAAAUUCUAUCCGCAACGACGGUAUCUGAUUGGAGAUGGGUUCCAACAGAUGAGAACGUAGCUGAUGAAGCUACCCGAGCAAAACGAGUUGAAUGCGAACAUGGUUCACGCUGGUUAUGUGGUCCAGCGUUUUUGAGGCUGGAUGAAGAACAUUGGCCGAAGAAUCACUAUGCUUCCGAUGGCCUCGCUGAAGACAAUGAAGAGCUCCGACAAAAAUACGCCUUGGCCAUAGUAAGUCAGGAGUUUAUAAAUUAUAGUCGCUUUUCCUCAUACAACAGGUUGGUGCGAGCAUUAGCAUGGGUAACUCGUUUUGUGAGCCGCUGCCGCCAUGGUAAACAGCCGGACGAACUUUAUGGGUUGACUGCGUGGGAAAUUGAAACAGCCAAACAUAUCCUUUAUCGUUGGGUCCAGGAAGAGGCGUUUUGUUCCGAGCUGCGUCUCAUAGAGAGAGGCUUACCUGUUCCCCGAUUUAGUGUACUGCACCAGUUGACACCAUACAUAGGUGAUCACCAAAUCCUCCGAGUACGGGGACGCAUCGAUGCAGCAGAAUGGCUACCCAUAAGCACACGCCGACCAGUUAUAUUGCCGUCAAGCCAUUUAUUCACCAAGCUAGUAGUGAGCCAUCACCACAACGCCAUGAAGCACCAGAAUAGCGAAGCUACAAUUUGUGAAAUACGUAGCCAAUUUUGGAUUCCACGCUUACGCAAACUCCUGCGUUCCGUCAUUGCCAAUUGCCCAGUCUGCCGAAUAGCCAAGGCCGCGCCAGUUGCACCAAUAAUGGGUCCUCUACCAGUCGAUCGCCUAACACCAUAUGUGAGACCGUUCACUUACACCGGUCUCGACUACUUUGGGCCAAUCAAUGUUGCUGUCGGACGCCGUCAAGAGAAGCGCUGGGUGGCACUCUUCACGUGCCUCACUAUCAGAGCCAUUCAUCUGGAACUCGCGCACGACUUGAGUACGGACUCGUGUAUUGUGGCAAUUCGCAACUUCACCAAUCGGCGUGGGGUUCCCGUACGGAUGAGGUCGGACAACGGAAAGAACUUCGUAGGAGCGAAUCAGGAAGCGAAGAGAUUUAGCGAAGUUUUUGACUGCGAACGUUUGCAGGGUGAGAUGGCGACGAAAGGCGUUGAGUGGUGGUUCAACUGUCCUGUAAAUCCGUCCGAAGGUGGAGUAUGGGAGAGGAUGGUACAAUGUGUAAAAAGGGUGUUGCGCCACACGCUCAAGCAAGUGACACCGAGGGAACAUACACUAGUUUGUUUUUUGAUUGAAGCGGAAAACAUUGUGAAUUCGCGCCCUCUCACACAUCUCCCGAUCUCCGCUGAUCAAGACGAGCCACUUACACCAAACCACUUCCUGCUCGGGUCAGCGAACACCGCACAUACGCCAAACAAAGCCGUUGAGCCAGAAAGGUUGUGUGCCUUGCGCAAGCAGUGGCGUAUCGCGCGUCAGUUGCGAGACCACUUCUGGAAAAGGUGGAUCGCAGAAUAUCUUCCUACCUUAACACGCCGGACGAAGUGGUGCGAAUACACAAGGCCCUUGAAGGUGGGAGAUAUAGUCUUCAUAUGCGAUAACAGUCUGCCUAGAAACCAAUGGAGCCGCGGUGUGGUGGAGCAAGUUCAUCCGGGAGCGGAUGGAGUGGUCAGGCAAGCGGAUGUACGCACAACCAGGGGAAUAUCUCGUCGUGCCGCGUCGAAGUUAGCCGUGCUGGACGUGGAAGUUGGUGAAUCUGGUUGAUUCACGGGGGCGGGGGUGUGGCAACCCGCUCGAUGGCAACACUAUCGUACUCGUCAGUUUAAUUGUAGUCCACUGUGAAUUAUCUAUUGUAUGUAACCAAAUCGUUAGAUUGUCAAAUUUGUAAGCUGCGGUUGUUCUUUUUCACUCGUUGAACAUUUGCCCCAGAAGACGCAACCGCGAAAUAAACCCCGCAAUCAAUAAGUACGCCAUUGAUGUGUUAUUUUCGAGUCUUCGCCGAGUUCAGCGUUUACA
This is a messenger RNA of Rhagoletis pomonella (apple maggot), 4822 nucleotides long. RefSeq lists its product as uncharacterized. The coding region runs from base 176 to 4570 and encodes 1464 amino acids. Gene Ontology annotation, molecular function: nucleic acid binding. The transcript is spliced from 2 exons. The record is from RefSeq and is a predicted model, not a curated record. Gene Ontology annotation, biological process: DNA integration. Lineage: Eukaryota; Metazoa; Arthropoda; Insecta; Diptera; Tephritidae.